Molecule: messenger RNA, 455 nt
Organism: Prunus avium (sweet cherry)
Lineage: Eukaryota; Viridiplantae; Streptophyta; Magnoliopsida; Rosales; Rosaceae
Source: RefSeq, a predicted model, not a curated record
UUUCUAGGCACAACUACUAAAAGGGCAAGGGAAUUUGAUGGCCCUAGUGGAUCCAAGGUUGGGCUCAGACUUCAACAAAGAAGAGAUGAUGCUUACAAUCAAUGUGGCUCUCCUCUGCUGCAAUGCCACUUCAACAGUUAGGCCUACCAUGUCUUCAGUUGUGAGCAUGCUUGAAGGCAGGGCUGCUGUUCAGGAAUUGGUCUCAGAUCCAAACGCCUCAACUAAUGAGAUCGAAGCAAUGAGGAAACAUUUUGAAUCCAGUUCCGGAAGGAAAACCGGUGAGAGCCAGACACAAACCGCGUCAACUGAAGGGCCUUGGACUGGUUCAUCUACUUCUGCUCAUGAUCUCUAUCCAGUCAAUCCUGAUUCAACUUACUUGGACAACAGAAAUGAGAGAAACUGAGCAAACUGUCUUGACUCUCAAACAUUUAUGUUCAUAUAUCAUCUCUACUCCC